AAGUCCUAAUUCAUAAUCCAACAAUGACAAAGAAAUAUUAUCCUUAAUAAUCUCAUUAUCAUAGACUAUCUUACGCAAAUAAUUAUAAUUAUCCAAAUUUAAUUCUGUUAAUGUAACAUUCCUUAUCUUUGAUAUGAUAUCAAGCAAUUCAAAAAAAUAUGUCUCACCAUAUGUUGAAACUGUUUCUCUAAGAUAUUUUAACUACUAGCUUGAAUUUUUUAAAAUUUACAAAAAUAUAUUUAUAAAUGGUGGAGCCUUAAAUGAUGAUGUUAAAUAAGCAUUAAUAACAGGAGAUCCUAAACAAAGCUGGAAAAAUAUUCCUAAGAAAUAUAUAAAAAUAAUACACCAGGCUUUCCUAAAUAUAUUUAACUUCAUCAGAGAUAUUCAUAAAAAUUUCUAUAGGUUCGGCGUAUAAAUUAAAAAAUUAAGGUUAAUCAGCUGAAUUUUAAUUAAAAUUUUCAAGAAAUUGCAAGUUUAUUGGAUUUUUACUUUUGUUUGAAGAUAAAUCUUAUAAAUAAUAUGAAUAAUUAUUAAAAAAGGAUAUUUAGUGUUUUUUUCAGAUCAAAAAUAUUUCAAAUAUGAAUAAAAAAGAAAUGAAUGAAAACAGAAGGUUUCAUCAUCCUUUUAAACCUUACAAGAUUCAAUGUGAGUUCAUGGAGGCUUUAUAUUCAACAAUUGAUGCGGGAGGAAUUGGUAUUUUUGAGUCACCUACGGGAACAGUAAGGUUGGAAGAGUUUAAAAAGAUAAAGUAAAAAUGAUAGGGAAAAUCAUUAAGCAUUAUUUGUGGAGCAAUGGAAUGGCUUAGAAAACAUGAAGAAUUAUCAGUAAAUGAAGAAGAGAAUGAUGAACCAGAGUGGAUUAUUAAAUAUGAAAUUGAAAAAAAAAAAGAAUCAAUUAGAAUAAAAAAAAAGGAAAUAGAGGAAAAAUUAGAGAAAAUUAGAAAAGAAGAGAUAAAGAGUAUGAACUUAGAAAAAAAUAGGAAGAAUUUUAUUAAAAAAAAACGAUUAGAUAAAGAAAAGAAUAUAAAUGAAGAGUGGGAUGAUGAAGAAUUUUUGAUAGAUGAUUAUAAUAGCGAUAAUGAAUCUUCUAAAUCAUUUCACGCAAAAUCUAUUGAUAGUAAUAACUUUUCGCCUCAAGUAUUACAAUUAUUACAAAAACUUGAAUACCCGAUUGAAAACAAUAAUUUUAUAGAUGAAGAUGAAUAUCCUGAGGAAACUAAGAUUAUCUAUGCAUCACGAACACAUUCUCAAUUGACACAAUUUAUUAAUGAGUUAAGACGUGUUUCAUUUCCAUCUACAUUUGAUGAAAAUACCAUACAACCAAUAAAACAUAUAACAUUAGCGUCACGUAAAAAUCUAUGCAUUAAUCCUAAGGUUUUAGAACUUUCUAAUAUUAAUUCAAUAAAUGAAAAAUGCAUUGAGCUUCAAAAGCAUGAAACUACUGAGCAAGGUAGAUGUAAAUAUCUUCCCAAAAAUGACAAGACAAAAAUACACAAUUUUAGAGAUCAUGCACUAGCCAAUAUUCGUGACAUUGAAGAUCUUGUCGCAUUAGGCCAAGAAUUAGAAAUAUGUCCAUAUUAUUCAUCAAGAACUGCUCUCAAACUAGCAGAGAUAAUUACUUUACCAUAUCCUCUUCUUUUACAAGCAUCUGCUCGUGAAACACUAAACAUAUCUCUUAAAGAUCAUAUAGUUAUUAUAGAUGAAGCACAUAAUUUAAUAGAUGCUAUAACAUCAAUACAUUCAAGUACAAUAACAUCAGAUCAAGUUUCAUUAGCUUUGGAUCAAAUUAAUGUUUAUCUUUCUAAAUUUAAUAAAAGACUUAAAGGAAAAAAUAAGGUUUACAUAAAACAAAUAAAAAAAUUAUUGCAAAAUAUAAAUGAUUUUAUGAAGCAAAGAUUUAAUAUUCUCGGAGAUAUUCAGGUUGAACAGUCUGAAUUACUAUUUUCUGGAGGAGCAGAUCAAGUAAACAUAUAUAAAUUAGAAAAAUAUAUAAAAAAUAGUGGAUUGGCCAGGAAAAUAGAUAGUUAUUUUGAAAAAAAAUCUAAAAAUAUAUCAGAAAAAGAAAAAGACAACGAAGACAGCAACGUAUCCAAAUUACCAGUCCUUUCUUAUAUCCAAACAUUUCUUUUAAAUCUAACAAAUCCUUUUACGGAAGGAAAGUUAUUUUUUGGACAUAUAGAAGGAGCCAAAAUUAAUAACAAAACAAAGACGAACUGUUAUUUGAAAUAUUUGCUUCUUAAUCCAUGUCAUUAUUUUAAAGAAAUAGUUGAUGAAGCAAAAGCAGUAAUUCUUGCAGGUGGAACAAUGGAACCUAUGGAUGAUUUCAUUUACCAACUUUUCCCUUACAUGCCAAAAGAAAAAAUUCAUAAAUUUUCAUGUGGACAUAUUAUAUCGCCAAAUAAUUUGUGUGCUAUAGUAAUAUCUACUGGACCUAGCAGAAAAGAAUUCAUAUUUAAUUAUGAAAAAAGAAACGAUAAUGAUAUGUUAAACGAGCUUGGUAGUACUUUAAUAAAUUUAUGCAGAGUUAUACCAGAUGGAGUGAUUUGUUUUUUUCCAAGUUAUGAUUAUUUAGAAAAUAUAAUUAAAAAAUGGAAUAUAAAACAGGAAGGCACAAAAUUUUCUAUAUGGGAAAGGCUUGAACAAAAAAAAAGAAUUUUUAAAGAAGAAAAGUUUUCGACAAAUAUUGAAAAUAUAUUACAAAGUUAUUCCAACGCAAUUGAUUCCUCAAAUACAUCAACAUGCAACGGUGCACUUCUUUUAUCUGUUGUCAAUGGUAAAUUAUCAGAAGGAAUUAAUUUUUCCGAUAAACUUGGACGAGGUGUAAUUAUUAUAGGUCUUCCUUUCCCAAAUAAUCAAAGCUCUGAAUGGAAAGCUAAACUAGAAUUUAUUGAAAAUAAUUUUUAUCAAUAUUUUAAAGAUAAUCCAGACAUUCAAAAAGCUUCAAUUCAGGAAUCUCUCAAGUCUAUUAAAAAAGAAUAUUAUGAAAAUAUUUGUAUGCGUUCUGUAAAUCAAUCAAUAGGCAGAGCUAUAAGACAUCAAAAUGAUUAUGCUGCUAUCAUUUUUAUAGAUAAACGUUACGAAUCUCAACACAUACGCAAUAAAAUUCCUAAAUGGAUAAAAGAUAAUAUUAUUUCAAUGGACACUACAAUGAAAGGCAAUUUUGGAUUAACUUUAAAACAUAUUAUAGAUUUUUUCAACAAAAAAUAA
Pneumocystis murina B123 is the source of this 3206-nucleotide messenger RNA. RefSeq lists its product as hypothetical. The transcript has 11 exons. Bases 792 to 3206 code for a protein of 804 amino acids. Gene Ontology annotation, biological process: nucleobase-containing compound metabolic process; establishment of sister chromatid cohesion. Gene Ontology annotation, molecular function: hydrolase activity, acting on acid anhydrides, in phosphorus-containing anhydrides; DNA binding; ATP binding. The record is from RefSeq and is a predicted model, not a curated record. Gene Ontology annotation, cellular component: nucleus. NCBI's taxonomy places the organism in Eukaryota, Fungi, Ascomycota, Pneumocystomycetes, Pneumocystales, Pneumocystaceae.